Molecule: messenger RNA, 1308 nt
Organism: Linum trigynum
Lineage: Eukaryota; Viridiplantae; Streptophyta; Magnoliopsida; Malpighiales; Linaceae
Source: the annotation of a GenBank genome assembly
ACAGCUGCCGUCCCCUAUCUAGUUCUGGCGCCGACGAACAAACGACUGCUCCACCGUAAGCAGCAAUGGCGGUUAUAGCUCAAUUCCAUAAGCUCCACUUCUCCACCUUCCUCCUUACCCGCGCACAACCGCCGCCGUCUCUUUCCCGCCAUUUUAAAGCAACCCUUUGCUCCAAGCUCUACCGACUCCCUACCCUAAUCAGGCCCCAAUCCGCCCUAUCCACCGCCGAGCCCAUUCCGGUCUCUCAGUUUGUCGAACCGCCGCCGCCUGCGGAAACCCAGUCGCCGAUUCCACUCGACAAGCUGUUCAUCCCGCCGGAGACAGAAGUGUCGCUCGACGACCCGACCACGAGGGUGCUCAAGGGGUCGAACAUUGUGCUGAGCAAGUACGCCAGAGAUGCUCAGGUGGCGCAGGCCGAGUUCGUGAAGAGCAGCGUGAAGACCGAGGAUUGCCCCUCCGAUGGAUCCCCGGAGUUCGCCCUCGUCGGGAGGUCUAACGUCGGGAAAUCUUCGCUUCUCAAUUCGCUGGUGAAAAGGAAGAAGCUCGCCCUCACUUCUAAGAAACCUGGGAAGACGCAAUGCAUAAACCACUUCAGGAUCAAUGAGAGCUGGUUCUUGGUGGAUUUGCCUGGAUAUGGGUAUGCUGCUGCACCACAGGAAUGUAGGACAGAUUGGGCCAAAUUUACCAAGGAUUACUUCCUAAACCGUUCAACUCUGGUCUCUGUGUUCCUUCUCAUAGAUGCAAGUAUCCCAGCAAAGAAGAUCGAUCUGGAGUAUGCAAGCUGGCUUGGUCAGAACCAGAUUCCAAUGACAUUAGUUUUCACGAAAUGCGAUAAGAGGAAGAAGAAGAAGAAUGGAGGGAAGCAUCCGGAAGAGAACGUUAAUGAUUUUCAGGAGCUGAUUCGUGGCUACUUCCAAACGACACCCCCUUGGAUCAUGACAAGCAGCGUCACCAAUCAGGGUCGCGAUGAGAUACUAUUGCACAUGGCUCAACUACGAAACUACUGGCUCAAGCACUGAAAAGUUAAAGUGUGCAUGAAUAAUUUGUCAAUUCCAGUCUCUCAAAUGUGUCGUGAUGCUUCUGAAAACUUUCUGACUUGGGGGAUGCUGGAACGGGUUUGGUUUUUGUAAACCUUUGUUUGGCCCAGAAUGCUUCAGAGUCGGGUAGAUUGCACAAAAGCCCUUUCAAACUGAUGAUUCAGUUGAAAGAUGGCAAUGCUUGGCUGUCUUAUUUUGCUCACAAGGUAUGGUCUGGGAAGAACGGGCCGAAGGUAAUCAUUUGAUCGAGUAAUAAAAGAUGCUUCAAACU